AUGUCGCAUCCUAGAAUAGAGGAGGUGUCCGACAGCGACCCGGACAUGGUCUCGGACCCCGAAGAAAUUGAUAUUGACGACUUUGACGAAACCGACAUCAUGCGACGGCUGGAGCCCAAAGCCCCCGCCGCACCCUCCUCCUCCUCCUCCGCCGCCGCUACGGCUGCGCAGCAGGCCAUGCAGCAAAUGAUGAUGAACCCCGCCAACACCCGCUCCGUCACGGCCGACGAGCGCGCCGCCUACGCUGGCUACCAGAGCCUGUACCCCAUCUACUUUGACGCCUCGCGCACCCGCGCCCAGGGCCGCCGCGUGAGCGCCGCCCUCGCCGUCAAGAACCCGCUCGCCCGCGAAAUCGCAAACGCCUGCUCGCGGCUGCGCCUGCAGACGGUCCUCGAGCCCGAGAAGACGCACCCCAAAGACUGGGCCAACCCGGGCCGCGUCAAGGUCGCCCUCAAGCCCGCCGUCGCACCCGGCGCGACGCACAAGAUUGCAAACAAGCACCACCUCUACAUGCUCGUCGCCCAGCAUCUCAAGGAGAACCCGACCACGGAGCACUCUCAGGGCCUGCGUGUGCGCAUGGGCGGCCAGAUUCACCCGCCCGAGGACAAGCCUUACCCCAAGCCCGCCGUGCCCCGCGGCUGGAAGAUCAACGAGUUCGUGCCGUACAUGAGCGCGGCCAUGACGGGCGGUGGUGUCUCAGAAAACCUCUUCAAGGACAUUAUGAAGGAAAUGCAGGGCGGAGGGGACCCCAUGCAAGCGCUGCUGGCGAGCCAAACAGGUGCUGCCGGUGGAAACGGCUCAGACGACGCUGGGAAGAAGAAAAAGGACAAAAAGAAAGGCAAGGCGUAA
Beauveria bassiana ARSEF 2860 is the source of this 849-nucleotide messenger RNA. RefSeq names its product signal recognition particle sec65 subunit. Gene Ontology annotation, cellular component: signal recognition particle, endoplasmic reticulum targeting. The coding region runs from base 1 to 849 and encodes 282 amino acids. Gene Ontology annotation, biological process: SRP-dependent cotranslational protein targeting to membrane; SRP-dependent cotranslational protein targeting to membrane, signal sequence recognition. The transcript has a single exon. The record is from RefSeq and is a predicted model, not a curated record. Gene Ontology annotation, molecular function: 7S RNA binding. NCBI's taxonomy places the organism in Eukaryota, Fungi, Ascomycota, Sordariomycetes, Hypocreales, Cordycipitaceae.